AUGGUGACACAAGUCUUGGUCGGUGCCUCAAGCGUGCUCAUGAAAUCUCAAUGUGAAUUGCAACAUGGCGAGCUCCGAAUCCAUUUCAACAACCUCGGGGGCCACGGCCCGGGGCAUUUGGACGAGCCAGCGAUUUUGCGCUUCGACAACUGCGCCUCCACCGUGGCGGGAGCGAGUGGAGAGCGGUCACAGGUGGAUGUGGUGAUCCGCGCCCUGAGCGCCUACACUCCGCAGCGCGCGGAGUUGAACGGCCGCAUGGGCGGGCAGCGGGCCAGCGUCAACGUGGGGCGCCCUGGUGUGGAGGUGGCUGUUGAGACCUCCGUCUCCCUGGAGAUCUCCUUGAUGAAACCUGAGGAGUCACAACACUUGGAGCCGUUGGAAGUCUCAGAUCUCCUCGUGACCGUUUAUGACGUGGAGGAGCCAGAGCGAAGUUUGGCUGCAGAUGGUGAACUCGAGAUUGGCGGCUUUCAGGGGGAGUUGACCAAUGCAAAAGGUGACUGCAAAAGCAUCAAAAUUGGGAUUUCACCAACCAUGCGUUUGUCCAGCAAAGAAUGGGGAGUGGCUCGUGCGCUGCAACUACGCAAGCACGGCGUCGCUCGGUGGGACGACGUGGUUCUUAGGAGAAGGGUGAGGACAUCACUAUCAACCUUGUCCAACCACUCACACGGUGCUGUGGUGAAGCAGGCGCUGAAAAUGGAAGCUGAGUACGGUCGGUACAAAAUCAUGCGGCAGGUCUUCUCAGUGCCUAAGGGCCCGGCGCCCAGCUUCUUCUUCCAUCAGACGACAGAGGUGACGUUGAAGCUCAGCGCCAAGCAAGCGGGAGGUAAUGCCAUGGGAAGUCUCCUUGCUGGGAGAAGUUUCUUCAUCACCCUGCAGUCCCCAGAUUUGGAGGCGCCUGAACCCCUACCUCAACCGGACCCUGUGACGCUGGCGCCGCUGGCGCCGCCUUCCCCGCGCAUGGUGGCGCUGGCGCGACGGACGCAGAGCACGCCAAGCCCAGGCAUGUCUGAGUCCAAUGGCUUUGCAACUUGCCUGGAAGUGCUCAGCGCAGGGGACUUGGAGGCCUUUUUUCCUUCGAGUUUUGGCACCAAGAUGAUGCUGAGUCCACACAACGUGAUGUACAACAAUCUGGGUGGUCUUGGCCCUGUACACUCGGACCCUCCUGUCAUGCAGUAUCAUGCCGCCUGUUUUCAGCAGGGAAGGCCUAUAGAUGUAGUCUUUGACACCGACCGCAGCUAUCAUCCUAGCGCCAACGGCCUCAACGCGCUCCUGGGGCAUCACUACAGCGCUUCUAUCAAUGUAGCGAUGAACAGCACUUUAAAGUUACUGGUAGAGUUCCGUUCCGAGGACCGGCCCUUGUCUCUUCGUCGCCUCUACCUGUCAGUCAGCGAUACUGAGGAUGAGGAGUCCAGUGUCUCAAGUCCUGACACCGUGGUGGCAGAGGACUUUGAGGCUGUGAAGCUUCCUAGCAGCAACACCUGGAGUACUCCUUCUGUGCUGGGCGAGGACUGGAGUGCCCCCGUGGGCGGCGCAUCGCCAGUGAUCUUCACCUUUUGGAACGUGCAGAAGGUGCACCUGACCCUGCGCGCGCAGCCGAAGCCAGGCGCUGUGGUGGAGUUCAACGAAGGCCGGAGUUUCUUCAUCUCCAUGUGGUCACCGGAUGUGGACGUGCCACAGGCGCCGGCGCUGCCGGUGCUUGCAGCUGCUCCGCUGCCUGCAGGCGCCGCACAUGCCACAACACUUCUUUCGACCACCACCCUUCUUUCGACCACAAGCACAGAGGCUCUUGAUUUGCCCGAGUCUCUGGGACCCUGGCUAAUGCUUGGGCGAAGCAAUGUGGUCUUCAACAACCUGGGCGGCCGCGGUCCUGGUCACCUGGACGAACCCAAGGAGUUGCGCUUCGCGCACGUGGCCGUGCGCGACGCGGCGCCGGUGGACUUGGUCCUGCAUGCCACCAGUAGCUACCACCCGGGCCUCGUGGCACUCAACGGCGGCGCCGGAAACGCCAAGAACGGUCCGCCCCAUGCGGUGGUUAACGUGGCCUUAGGCAGAUCUUUGAGCUUAGACAUGAAGCUCGUGAAGCACCAGCAG
Messenger RNA from Cladocopium goreaui, 2091 nucleotides. The record is from the annotation of a GenBank genome assembly. NCBI's taxonomy places the organism in Eukaryota, Dinophyceae, Suessiales, Symbiodiniaceae.